AUGCCCAUAAUGUCACGUGAAGAGCUGCUUGUGGUGCUGGAGAAACUUUCGGAGCAGCUGCGCCGGCGUCUGUCGGCCAUGCAUGAGAAUUCCGAGUCGCUUCUCCAGUGGGAGAAUGCUGCGGACUGGGCCGAAGGGCUACCAGCAGCAGCGGCUGAGGCACCCGGGGGGCAGGAGGAGGGAGCACAAACGGAGGAAGGUCAAGGGGAGAGAAUUCGGAGUCAUGCAGGAGCUCUGCAGCAGCUAAGGCAUGCCAGGGAUUUGAAAGGGCAACGCCAGUGGAAUCAGCAACAGCAGUCGUUUGAGAGCAUUGCCUUGGCGGCUGUGUUUGACGGGCUGAGGCGGUUGGCAGUGGUGCAGUGCGGUUGGGUGGGGGAGGAGCAGCUGAGGGCAGUGCUGCGUGCAUGCCGGGUGUUGGUGGAGCUGAGAGUAGAGCACUGCCACGCCAUGUCCGAUGCCCUGCUGCUCUCAUGCCCAAUCCACACACUCACCCACGCCACUCUCAUUGCUUGCAAAUAUAUCACUGCUGCUGGGGUCAUCGGGUUGCUUGCAAGCUUCCCAAGGCUGAGGCAGUUGAAGGUGGAAGCGGAUAAGGUUUCGGAACAGGCUCGACGGAAGUUGCUGCGUGCUGGUGUGGUCGUCAGGGGGGUGUGA
This is a messenger RNA of Closterium sp. Naga37s-1, 654 nucleotides long. NCBI's taxonomy places the organism in Eukaryota, Viridiplantae, Streptophyta, Zygnematophyceae, Desmidiales, Closteriaceae. The record is from the annotation of a GenBank genome assembly.